Molecule: messenger RNA, 1242 nt
Organism: Hirsutella rhossiliensis
Lineage: Eukaryota; Fungi; Ascomycota; Sordariomycetes; Hypocreales; Ophiocordycipitaceae
Exons: 1
Coding region: 1-1242 (413 amino acids)
Source: RefSeq, a predicted model, not a curated record
AUGGACGACCCCGACUGGGCCUGGCCCGCCUGGAAGUUUGGCAUGCGCCGAGACGACCUUUUCACUUCGCUCCACGAACGCUACAAUACCUUUACCUACUCCCUCCAAGACCCCGAGGCUUUCCACCACGAUGUUUACGAAAUUUCAAUCGACGCCGACACCCCUGAACAGUUCCAUCGCUUGAUGGCAGACCGACGCCAACAGCGCCUCCGUGAGCUUAACGAGUCUCUGGACACUCUGGCUGUCGAGAUCAUUGCCAAUCCCAAGUUGAUGGCAUCUGAUCAGUGGCAAUACGCCCUGCAGCUCUUUCGUACCAAGUCGUACGAUUCCAUCGUCAGAUACUUCGCUAGCUACCUCCCCGACCAUUACCUAAACCGCCAUGAUUACCAGUCGUCCUCAUCAUGUUCCUCCUUUUCAGAGGCGGAUAGCGUUCACACCUUGAGCACCAAAGCCAGCAGCGCUGACCGUGCUCUCUUCCUCGACGACGACUUCUUCCCCGACGGGCCCGUCGUGACCGUUGAGCCCUGUACGCUAGAUGAUGAUGUCCAUCACCACGAAGCCUGCUCUGGAGAUGCCCCGUCGCCCUCGACAUCCGAGGCCAUGAGCCCUGAAUCAUCCGUGUCAUCGCCGUCGGAUGCUGACUCGCGAAGCUUCUCGUCAACAAAUCCGCCCUCUCGUUCGAUGUCCUUUUCCGGGUCCGAGUCGGGACACAUUGUCCCUGGACUGACUCGGCGCUCGUUCAGUCGCCGCGGCGAGGACGAGACUUACCCGCUGCACGAUUGUGACACCGCGGACACCUCGGUUUAUAGCCUGAAAGAGGCACGACCCACCUUUGAUAAUGACGCAGCUGUUCUGCUGGAGAACACAUCGCAAUUCUACGGGUCACCAUACUGCGAAGAAGACGAUGAGUUUCCAACUGCGCAGCUCCCUGACGAUCAAUUUGGUCAUCUCGACGCCCUCAACACCACGAAUGACAUGUUAGAAUCUGAUACCCCAACUCCGCGACAAGAAGGCAUUGCAGCUGCGGCGGCGGCAUGCUGUUACAUGGAUCACAGACCCGUGCCGGUGAGGAAGGUGCUCUCUCGUCACCGCGCGCCAUCUCCCAAACUUGCCCUCGCGUGUCGAGAGCCCGGCUAUUCCACGCGUGACGUGCGGCGAAGCCCGGAGGAGGCGUUGAGCAGGAUACAGAAACCGACGCAAGAUGCGCUGCGGAAACGGCCCAAGGGGAGGAGGCCAGACUAG